Messenger RNA from Camponotus floridanus (Florida carpenter ant), 10653 nucleotides. It is a transcript of the gene Vps13, whose product is annotated as vacuolar protein sorting-associated protein 13. NCBI's taxonomy places the organism in Eukaryota, Metazoa, Arthropoda, Insecta, Hymenoptera, Formicidae. Gene Ontology annotation, cellular component: extrinsic component of membrane. Gene Ontology annotation, biological process: protein retention in Golgi apparatus; protein targeting to vacuole. The record is from RefSeq and is a predicted model, not a curated record. The transcript is spliced from 45 exons. Bases 431 to 10294 code for a protein of 3287 amino acids.
ACCCGAAGAUAGUAUAUCGAGAAGCUAUCGUCGGAUGAUAUACGCGCGACAUGUUCAGGAAUUGAUAAAAGUUAGGACUUGGGACGAAAAAAAAGAAUCAGAGAUUCGCUCUGAUUCUACUGAUCGUAAGAGCAACGAAAGUCAAGGGAAAUCGAGAAGAUCGGGAUCGCAUUCCAGCGACGUUGCUAGUUGCCAGGGAGAGAUCGAUGGUAUUCCGUAAGAAUGACGUAACCUGACGAAAAAAGACGCAAACGGUUCUCGCGCCGAGCUGAUCGCCCGAGGCCCGAGCUCGAGCGACCCGUUUUCAGGUUAUGUCGUCAUCGGAGCAGCCGCCUUUAUCGUCGAGGGGACUCUGAGAAUCUUGGAGAGAAGAUAGCGCAAAAGCUGUAGAAUUUGAUGAAAACAGAGCAAGAACAAAAUAAACGGCAAAAUGGUUUUUGAAUCAAUCAUUGCGGAGCUCCUCAACAAGGUGAUCGGCGAGUAUAUUGAGAACUUGGACUAUACGCAACUUAAAGUCAGUCUCUGGGGAGGAGAUCUUGUAUUAAAUGAUCUGUUAAUAAAAGAAUCUGCAUUAGAUGUGCUAGAUCUUCCUGUAAGAUUGGAAUAUGGCCGUUUAGGAAAAUUGAUACUAAAAAUUCCAUUUAAAGAUAUGUGGAAUGGUCAGAUUGAUGCUAUAGUCGAAGAAUUGUUUAUAUUAGUAGUGCCUACAAGUCAGGUUGCAUACAAUGAAGAAAAAGAAAGCAAAGCGCAGUUGGAAGCCAAACGAGCAGAACUCGACAGAGUAGAAAAGAGGAAGCAGUUAGAAGAUAUAAAAUCACAAGAAAAACUGGACGACUCGAUGGUUGAAAAGCUGGUCGCUCGUAUGAUCAAGAACAUUCAUGUAGAGAUCAAGAGAAUUCAUGUGCGAUACGAGGAUCAUGUUACUUUUAAAGAACAUCCAUUUUCCGUCGGUUUCACCUUGAACACCUUCGUUCUGGAAAGUUGCACAGAUUCGUGGGAGACGACAGGCAAUCUGAAGGAUAUGUAUGCCAUUCCGCAGAUCUUCAAACUGUGUAGCCUGGACGGACUGGCCGUUUAUCUCAACACAAGCGUGGAGCAGUACAGCAAGAGCCCACAGUCCUCAUAUUCCAAUCUCUUCUGUCAAGGUAUCGCGACCACGGAUUAUAUUCCGACGGGUUAUCAAUAUCUGUUAGGACCGAUCAACGUCAAGUCCAAGCUCAGACUUAAUCCCAAACCCGAAUCGGACAAUAGCGAUUACACUAUUCCCAAGGUAUGGCUGGAUCUGGAAAUGCAAAAAUUGCGAAUCGGUUUGACGAAGCGGCAGUAUCAGACCUUGAUACGGCUGGGCGAAGGCCUCGAUCAGGCGCGAAAAGCCGCCCCAUACCGAAAGUACCGGCCGAAUUUGACAUCGUAUCGCGGCCAUUACAAGGAGUGGUGGCAUUUCGCGUAUACUUGUGUCCUCGAGGAAACCGUACGAAGAUAUCGUCGUAACUGGAAUUGGAUUCACAUGAAACAGCAUCGCGAUACUUGCCGCGAUUACGCCCAAGCCUACCAAACGAAGCUAACGACGAAGAAGCUUGCGAAGGAGAUCGCGGAGCAAUUGACGCAUUGUGAAAUGAAAUUAGACAUCUUUAAUCUGGUAAUCAUACGGCAACAGAUCGAGAUGGAGGUGGAGAGACUGGCAGAGCGAGAAAAGAGUCUGAAGGCGAAACGAGGUUGGUUCGGCUUCCUGUGGAACAGUUCGCAAGCCGAGGAAACAAAAGAACUCAAUUCAGCUGCGGCUAUUAUGCGCAGAUUCGAGGAAGCGAUGACGCCGCAAGAGAAGGAGAAGCUUUAUCGGGCAAUCGACUAUCAAGAAAACAGCGCACCAGCACACUAUCCGGAAACAUAUGAAAUGAUCGAUACUUGUUUCUAUCUGCAUGGUCUACAGAUUUCUCUGCUGGACACAGAUAAAGAGCACUCGUGCAUUUUGGACUUGCAGCUGCAUGGUGUACGAGCGGGUUUUAAAUCGCGACCGUCUGCAAACGCGAUUCUCGUCACCGCCUCCAUCAGUGAUAUGAAGCUAUUGGGUGUGACACAAGACGGCCAUAUUCCCUCGCUUUUCAACCCAGAACAUGGCAGUUCUGACAGCGCCUUGCUGUCGGUUUCUUACGAGAAAAAUCCGAUUGACAAGUUGUGCGGCGAUCGCGUCAUCGUUAAGUCCCGAUCCGCCGACAUAAUCUAUGAUGCACAAACCAUUAUAGAACUGGUCAACAUGUUUAAGGUGCAAGACUCUUCGACGCUAAACCAGCUACAGACAGCAGCAGCGGAGCAAUUAGAGGGCUUGAAGGAAAUGUCGGCGCUUGGGCUAGAGUACGCUAUACAAAAACAUUCAAUCCUAGAUAUACAAGUGGAUAUGCAGGCCUCACAACUUAUCAUACCGCAUGGGGGCUUUUAUGGAGACUCAAAAUCAUUGAUCGUCGUCAAUCUUGGCAGUUUAAAGAUGCAUUCCUUGGAGAAUGGCAAGAGUGACAUGGCUGGCGCCAGCGUUAAACAACUAGUUAGCAUGGGCAAGAGCGAAGAGGAAGUGCUUCUGCACUUGAGGGAGCAUAGUUAUGACAAAUUUGUUUUGGAGAUAGUUAACUUUCAGGUGCUAGUCUCAUUGCCGAACGAAGAAUGGCGAUCAGCUCUUGCAAGCACCGAGAGUUCCCUGACGUUACUUCAUCCGACCACAUUAGAGAUCCAGUUCCAUAAAUGUUUGGUGAUGGACGAUCCUUUGUUGCCGAAACUCCGACUUCUUGGUCGCCUGCCGUCAGUAACCGUGAACAUAACGGAUGUUCGAUUACUACAGGCGCUGUCGAUUGCACAGAGCAUUCCGCUGCCCGAAGAAGAAAAAACCGCAGAACUACAUCGAACAUCUCUUUCUAAAUCCAUCUCACAAUUGUCACUGAAAGAGCUUGGUACCACGAUAUCCACUAUUGCCGACAAGAGAAAGCAACAAGAAGGAACAAUGUCUGUACCGAUAAAGCAGACUACUGAUUUGGAAAUGAAAUUCGAAAUGAAGGAAUUUACGCUUUCGAUAUCUAGGCAACGUGAUGACAAUGUGGAAUCGGAAUUUGUCAGAUUCCAGGUGCUGCAGGUAGAGGCAGAAAUGCUGCAGCGUACAUACGAUCAAGAGGUGCAAUUGCGACUAGGCGGCGUGCAAUUGCGACAGCUGCAUGAAGAUCAAGAGAUUUUCAUUGUGAAUACACCGAUGUCGACCGGUAGAGAUGAAUAUCUAAUUGUUGUGCGGUACAUAAAUGUAAAUAAACGCUCGCCAGAAUUCAUCACGCGACACGGUUCUGUCGUGAAAUUGUUAGUACUGGAAUUCACUUCGCUAGACAUGUUAUUGCAUCAGGAGGCGCUCAUUGAGUUGCUACGGUUUAGCACAUAUAUACAGGACCGAAUGAAUUCGCUUGAAGGUGUUCAGAAGAAAGAAGUCGAACAUCUUCGACCAACUCAGCUCGCUUCUAUCCAAGAAGAAACUUCCGGUUUCUUUAAGGAGCAGAUGCAGAGACAAAAAUCCAGAUCCACUGGACGACGUAGAAGACAAACAGUCGAGUGCAUCGAUUUAAAAGUGAGUGCUAAGGUCGGCUCGAUUAAUCUGAAAAUCUCCAGCGUUAUUCGAGAUAUUAGCGCACUCUACAUCGAGGGCCUCAGCGCUAGUUUUCUCAGCAAGUCUUCGUAUUCGCAAGUGAAUGCUGAUUUAGCCUCCAUCAGCAUUAAAAAUCUUAAUCCUGCUUCCGUGUACAAGGAUAUUGUGGCCGUAGAGGGUACCGAAUCUUUGCAGAUUCAAGCGGUUAUGUAUAACAUCGAGUCAUGGGAAGUGGAUAAAAACAACAUGUCCGUCAAAGUGACGAUGGGUUGCCAUCGUAUCGUCUUCCUGAAUGCGUUUGUUACCAGCGUGAUGAAUUUCUUGAACAACUUUCAAACAGCGCAGAAAGCUAUCAAAGACGCUUCGGCGGCAGCGGCGGAAGCUGCGAGGACAAACAUUAAGGAUGUUCAAGAAAGCGCCUCUCGCAUCCAGUUAUGUAUCAAAAUCAAGGCACCUGUCGUAUAUGUACCGAUGAACUCCAAGAGCGAGUACAGUUUAAUGUUGGAUAUGGGCAAUCUUAUGGUGUGCAACGUCUUCAAGAAAUUGGAAGCGACAAAUGAGGAAACCAACGAAUGUCCCAUAGUGGAUGAAAUGAAAAUUGAGCUUCAGAACUUGAAGCUUUUGCGAGUCCGACUGAAUACGGAGAAAUUUAUUAACGAAAACGAAGUGCUUAUACUAGAGCCGGUGACGUUUACGCUGCUAAUGAAGCGUAAUCUGUCAACCGCUUGGUUCACCGCUAUUCCGGACAUUGAUAUGUCGGGCAGGUUGAAUAAAAUUAAUCUACUAUUGAGCAAAGAAGAUUAUGCUACAAUUCUAAAGGUACUGGAGCAGAAUCUGGGCGAGACCUUCGAAGAUUCGAAACUUGUGCAACCUGUACCAUCUACUGUGAAAUCCGAAUACAGCGGAGAGCUACAGAUUCAGCCGGCGUACAAAUACGAAGUCAGCACAUCGCAAGAACCGCCAUCGACGGAUUCGCAGGAGCGACAUGCCCACACGUUCGUCAAGUUCGAGUUUAUCAUGGAUAGCCUGGUGAUCAAUUUAUUUACCGGCGGUUCCAAGCUGCUGCAGUCGCAAACAUCGCCGCUGCAUUUGCCCGAGAAUGGAUUAGCGCGCUUCAGUCUCACGCAUUUUGCCGUGAAAGGUCGCGUAUUUGCGGAUGGAUUGCUGGCCACAUCAAUUCUGUUGAUGAACUGUACACUAGAUGACACACGACAGAGUCGAGAAGGUUCUUUGGUGCGAAUCAUGGAGAGAAUCAGCAUGCCGAGCGGCGGUGCCAGCGAAGAUCACCUCGACAAAGAGCAUGCCAAGUACAAUACCAGAAGCAUGCUGGAUGUGACGGUGCGCCAGAGUCCGAAUGACACAUUCGCCGACGUGCGUGUAUUCUCCUUCAGUAUUAUCGUGUCCCUUGAUUACCUCAUGAAGAUCAAGGACUUCUUCGACGUAGAUACUGCGGGCAAGACUAUCGCCACAACCUCCCUGCAGUCUUCGUCGAAAGGCGAAUCGGUGGUAUCAUCAAAGAAAAAACAUCCGACACAACAACCAGUUGCUCCGACGCCCAAAAUGUUGACUGUGAAUCUACAUGUGGAGAAACCGGAUAUUAUUCUGCUCGAGGACAUGGACGACAUCAACUCGAAUUGCAUAAUAUUGAACACAGAGCUGUUAUUGAAAAUGCGCAUUAUGGGAGAACACCAAGUGAUCACAGGCUCCAUUAAGGAUUUCUCUCUACUCACGGGGAUAUAUAAUCCUACGAAAAGAGCCGAUUGGAUCUAUCAGGUCCUGAAACCAUGUAGCAUCAGUGUUGCCGGUUCCACGCCGGAAGGUAAAGGACUUCACUUGGACAUUUGUUGUACAGAUAUACACAUAUCUGUUUCGCCAGGUGUGAUCGAAAUAUUGAAUAAGGUCGUUCACACGAUGACAAAGAAGGAGGAGGAGGACAAGGAAGUCAUUAAAGCCGAACCGAAUUAUGAAGGAUUGUGGAUUGUCACACCCUUCGAGGAGAACGAUUAUUGGUUUUUAAAGACAGAAAUUGCGCUGGAAGCUCUUGAAGAGUUUACAUAUCCAGAUGAUGAAAUUACAACUGCUUAUAAAUCCGAAUUAGCAAUUAUUUCGGCUCCGACAAUCUUGUUUACUCUCGAGGCAGGUGUCGGGAACAAAACUCUACCCAUGUUACUGCUUCAUGUGGGCUUUCAAAGCAACAUCAAUGAUUGGAGCACGAAAACGAUGGGCGUCGAUUGUACGAUGUCUGUAAUCAUGGCGUACUAUAACAGCCGCCUAGCUCUGUGGGAACCGUUGAUUGAACCGAUAGAAGGUUCUGAUAAUGGCAAACGUGUUUCUACACCGUGGGAGUUAAAGACAAAGGUUCAAUUUAAUGAUAUAUUACUGGACUCGAGAGGCGCUAGCGCGGUUAGUCCCACUUCGGAUAGCGAGCCUGAAGAACUACCAAAUCAGUCCACUAAGAUGUCCAUCGACAUCACAUCUUCUGACAAUCUGGAGAUAACUGUAACAAAGACAUGUUUGGACGUGCUGAAGCAACUCGGCCAAUCGUUUUCCUCGGCUAUGGAAGCCAGUGGAAAAGGACCUACUAAGAAGGUGGCGCCGUACAUGCUGAAGAACGAAACUGGUCUGCCAAUGAUACUUGAUUUGGAACAUAGUCUCUUUAAGAUAUUCGAUGAUGGAUCAAGAAUACAGAAUGAUAGCAAUUCGUACAUGGAAGUAAUCCUUGAGACCGGUGCGUCGAUUGAACUGGCACCAAAGACAUCCAAGUUGGAUACACAUCUUCUCAAACAGUUAAAAGCAGAAACCGUGAAAGACAGGGAGGAUAGUAAAUUUACUGUUUCUUUUAAAGGUAUCCAAGGCAAAUUGGCGAUACCUGUUUUGAAGGCGGACAAGAGAUUCUUCUCUUUGAAGUACCGUAAAGAGGGCUCCGAGGAAUGGGGCAUUGUAUCGGACGUCAUUGUGGAAGAAGGUAGCACGAUCGUCACUCUUAGAAGCAUACUUCAGAUCCACAAUCAUUUUGCGCAGCCGAUAGCGGUUUAUUAUAUGACGAAGCGCGGAAACGAGGUUGAGUGCGUAGGAACGGUGGCACCAGAUGAGAAGCUCAAUUUACCCCUCGACGCUGUGUACACUCCGACCAACAUCUAUUGGCUCUUCUUUAGUGUUGAAGGAUACAUGGUGUCAGUUGAGCCAUUCAUCUGGAAGGAUCUACAGAAAACAGUUUCCAUGACAAAGCUACUAAAAUGUGAAUCUCGAUCCAAGCAGGAUGUCACAGAACCAUUUUAUAUUCAGGCCGUAGGAGAAAUCGAACAGGUGUAUUUUGAAAAUACUACUCGUCACACCAUGGCUAGUACCAUCUACAAUGUACAUCUAUAUCCAUCCAUAUAUCUGAAAAACUUUCUGCCGAUCGAUAUCAUCAUCUCUUUGCCAGGCAUUGUUCAGGAGAAUUUACUCGAAGCCAGUGCUUCCUUGCAACUGCCCACGAUCGAUCCAGUCAAAUCAAGUAUAAUUAUCAAGUUGCCAAAUUACCUGGAAAAGGACUGGUCGUGUAAAGGUGAAAUUGUGGCAAACCCACCUGAGUUCGCAGUCUGGUCCUUCGAGUCCUUCGAUAGCGCGCAGAAAGUAACAUUGGAUCUCGGAAUGCAUACAUCCUACAAAUAUGGUUCGAUCGUCAUGGCGCUGUACUGUCCUUUCUGGAUGUUGAACAAGACUGGCCUGAUGUUAUCCUACAGAAAGUCAAGUAAGGGUGGCAAAGAGCACUCGAGUCCGAUCAAGAAAUUCGUUUCCACUAUGAAACCCCAUCAGCAACGAAGGAGGAGGAAAACGCGCGCGACAACGGAUGAUUACUUGAAUGUCCUGUACCACCCGGAGCACUUUAAGGGACCUAUUCUGUUUUCAUUCCGUUCGAAGGCUUUCUUUGGCAAGAAGAAGGCCAUGAUCAGAGUGGAGGACGGAGAGUGGUCUGAAAAAUUCUCAAUUGACGUUGCAGGCAGCGAGGGUGUGGUGGCAUGCAAAUACAACGGAAUGACAUAUCAGAUUGGAGUACAUAAUCAACUGACCUACAACUCAUUGACCAAACAAAUUACAUUUACACCCUACUACAUACUCAUCAAUAAUGCAGAUUUUCUCAUAGAAUGCCAAGAGGGCGAUCGUCCAGCGGAUCCGAUGAUCAAAGUACCUCCCGGCGAAUGCGCAGCUUUGUGGCCUCGAAUCGAGCAUGACAACAAAACUUUGAGGGCCAAGGUCGCGGGUCAACCCGAGAAAACCGCGGCUUUCAUUUACACUGAUAGUCACACAACUUUAUUGAAAUUAGAUAAUAAGUACGGAGGGAUCAAUGUAGAUGUGCAAAUCAGUGAAGGUGGUGUCUACAUCUCUCUGUCAGCAUAUAGUUCAGGUAACGCACCGGCUCUGAUCAUCAAUCAUACUCCGUAUACCAUCAAUCUGUGGGAGAAGGGUUCAAUCAACGUCAGGUCCAUACAGUCGUACAACAGAAUGUUUUAUACUUGGGAAAAUCCAGCAGGUCCGCGAAAAAUCGUCUGGGAAGAUAAUAACGGCAAGGAAAUCGAAGAUAAUCUUCGUAAAGAUAAUCUCGGUACCUUCCAAUUGCCGGACGUAAAUGAUAAACUGUUCUACGUGUCGUUUCUAGACGGUACUCAACGAGUGCUUUUAUUCACUACGAAUCUGAAGAUAGCCGAAGAUUGUCAGCUGGCUGGUGAUCUUGAAAUAAUCGAUCAGGAAAUAAUGUUGAACAUACACGGUAUUGGGUUCUCUCUUGUGAACAAUAUUACCAAAUCCGAAUUGUUAUACAUGUGCAUCGCUAGUUCUGGAAUUAUAUGGGAAACCCGCAAGUCCCUCGGUGGCCGAUGGCGAGCGUUAACCGCCAAGGAGGUCAAUGCCAUCGAGGAGGGAUAUCAGCGAUACAUUAAGGAAUUGCAGAUUGGCAAGGAUGCAGACUAUCGGGUAAUGCUGGAGCCAAAGUUAAUGGUGGAUUAUCUGAAUAUGGAAAUGUUGAAGCCACAUCGUAGAUACAUGCGACGUACAUUUCAGACUGGACUUUGGCUACAAUACCGCACUUCAGCGCAUCAAGUACAGUUGCAUGCAAAGAUCAAUAGACUGCAGAUCGAUAAUCAAUUAUCAGAGUGUGUCUUCCCGGUUAUAUUGGCUCCGGUUCCACCGCCAAAGAGCGUAACGCAGAGCACAGUAAUGAAACCUUUUGCGGAACUCAGUAUGGUAAAACGCCUACUGGAGCAUAGUACCGUGCAACAAUUUCGAUAUUUUAAAGUUCUCGUACAAGAGUUCCACAUCAAGGUGGACAUCGUUUUUUUGAAUGCGAUAAUGAGCCUUUUGGAAGCAAACGAAGUCAAUGAUGCGGAGGAGAGUGCAUUAUUCCGUACUGAUAUGAAACUGGUCAAUGAACCGCUCAUGUAUCACGUCAGCCUGAUUACCACGGCUGAGCAAAAGAACUUUUUCGAUCUACUGCAUUUCUCGCCACUUAAGAUACACAUCAGUUUCUCGAUGACUGGUAGUGGCAGUGGACCCUCUGCAAUGCCACAAGUGCUUAAUGUGCUGUUGCAAGGAAUAGGUGUGACACUAACGGAUAUUAACGACAUCGUGUUCAAAUUGGCGUAUUUCGAGAGAAACUAUGUAUUCAUGACAAACAAACAGCUCAUCUCCGAAGCGACUACUCAUUAUGCAGGCCAGGCGAUUAAACAGGCUUAUGUGCUCGUGCUGGGACUUGAUGUCAUCGGUAAUCCGUACGGGCUUGUGGUCGGGACUAUGAAGGGCAUUGAGGAUUUGUUCUACGAACCUUUCCAAGGGGCCAUACAGGGCCCGGGAGAAUUCGCGGAGGGUCUGUUUCUUGGAGUGCGCAGCAUGUUGGGCCAUACCGUCGGCGGAAUGGCGGGCGCAGUGUCGAAGAUCACGGGAGCAAUGGGCAAGGGUAUAGCUGCUCUGACCUUCGACAAAGAUUACCAGCGAAAGAGACAAGAACAGCUGACCAAACAACCUGCCAACUUGCAAGAAGGUCUCGCUCGAAGUGGAAAGGGUUUAGUAAUGGGUGUAGUCGACGGUGUAACAGGUGUGGUAAUGAAACCUAUAUCAGGAGCAAAAGAAGAAGGAGUAGAAGGGUUCUUCAAAGGAUUCGGAAAGGGUGUCGUUGGACUCGUUACCAGACCUACUGCCGGCGUUAUUGACUUUGCGAGCGGUUCCUUUGGAGCUGUCAAACGAGCUACCGAGUUGAACGAGGAGACAAGGAGAGUACGAUCGCCUAGAUUUCUGCAACCAGACAGUCUUGUUAGACCUUACAUAAAGGAAGAAGCUGAAGGCAACAAGAUAUUGAUGGAGCUGGAGAAAGGAAAAUACGCACAUACGGACGUUUAUGUCUAUCACAUAUUUAUUAACAAAGAUGUACUGUUGCUCACUGACAAAAGAUUAUCAUACCUCGAACAUAAUGAUCUGUUUGGUGGUUGGCGGGUUGACUGGACUCAUACUUGGAACGAAUUUAGCGAAUCACCAAAGAUUGUAGAGAGAGGUGUGCAAAUCUUUCUUAAAGACACCAGCAAAAAGAAGAAAUUCGGCGGUUUUUUUGGUAGCGCGGAUCAAUCAAAGAUACUUUUAAUAACGGAUCAAAAUAUUAAACAGUUGUUGUGCAGUAAAAUACAGGAGCAGAUCAACCAAUACGGAGUAUAACGACGAACAUUUGAACAACUUCGAAUUAUAAAUGAAGCAAAAGAGGCUUUCUUGCUUUCGGAACGCUUUAUAAGCGAGUUCGCACAAUUUCUAAAUACAUUUUCUAUUAUUUAUAAGACUGAUACUGCGUGCACGUGAUAAUCGUAACAGUCUAAGGUAUAAAAAGGACAUCAAUGACCAUAUUGAGAAAACAAUCGUGAAAGAACGUAGUAACUUUUUCACUUUUUAUCACGCAGUUGUUCAAAAUUUUUUUAUUACCGUAUUAUGAUAUCGAAAAAAAAAAAUGUUAGAUCGUUGCGAAAGAUUCAUCGAAAAGUUUUAAAAAUAUGAUGUAUAUGUUGUUUCGAAGUAAUUUUUAU